UAGAGGUAGACUGUAGAAGUAGAGGUAGAACUAGGUAUUACGAGUUACUUGGUGGUUAUUCAUGCUUUAGAUCCAAAAUAACCCAGCACGCGGACACUAAACACGUUCGUAGCUUAUUUUAGUUAAUUAUACACUGUACGUGUUUUUAAAUUUAAUUUUAACGGCCAAUCACGUGUGUUUUUUAUUUUUUUUUUCCUUUUAGUUUCUUUGUUGUUGUUUUAAACAAUUGUUUUGUGAAGUGAAUUUAAAACUGUGCAGUGCGAGUGAUAGGUGAUUUAUUUAUUUAGUUAUUAUUGUAAACUGUUUGUUGAUCUUGAUAUAUUUAUAUAUAUAUAUAUUUUAUUGAUACGUGUUAAAUAACGGCUAAAUCAUUGAGCUGGAUUAUCAACGUGCCGCCGGCAACUUUAUGAGAGCCGGCGGAAAUAUGUGUGAUGGUGCGGGGUCAUUUUCCGAAUCAUUGCGCGGCAUGCAGUGUUUAACUGGUACAGCUUCAUCACCACCGAAUGUUGAAGUUGGACAAAUGAGUGUUUCACUCGCUAACUCGUUAAAUGCUGCGGCAUCAGCAGCCGCAAAUGCUACUAAUAAAAAACCACAAUCUGAACAUAUUAAGAGACCAAUGAAUGCGUUUAUGGUAUGGUCUAGGAUGCAGAGACGGAAAAUAGCUCAGGACAAUCCUAAAAUGCAUAAUAGUGAAAUAUCUAAACGAUUAGGAGCCGAAUGGAAAAAAUUACCAGAUCACGAAAAACGUCCAUUCAUCGAUCAAGCAAAGAGAUUACGUUCCGACCAUAUGAAAGAACAUCCGGAUUAUAAAUACAGACCACGACGUAAACCAAAGACCCUCAGAAAAGAUGGCUAUCCUUACAGUAUUCCUUACGCCAGUGUGCCAAUGGAUGUUUUACGUUCCGGCAUGGGUACAAUGGGACAACCAGGAAUGAGCUCAUACUAUGCACCAGCAACAGCUUAUGGUACAUUAUCAGCAGCAAGUAUGGCAACUAUGGCCGCGGCUGCCCAGCAGUCUGUCGCUAUGUCUGCUGGUCUUGGGGCACCUGGCCAGGUCGUAAGUUCAAUGGAAGCAAUGAAAUACUCAAUGGAAGCCGAAAAAUAUCGCUCAGCGGGUUAUAUGCCACCAAGUAGUCUCGCAAUGUCAAUGUACACUGAUCAAAAAUAUAAUUUAGAUUCAAGCACAAAAUAUCUCGCUGAACGUAAUUAUUUUGACAAUGCACGUGCAUACAUUGAACAAUCAAAGCUAUACGCCGACAAAUCAUCGAUAAAUGAUUACAGCCGAAGUGCGUACGACCCAAAUAAUAAAUAUGAAGAUUCAAGUCCAGGUGCGGCAUCAUCAAAUCGUUCACCAACAGCUGAUUCACCUGAUAUGCUUAAACAUCAUCAUCAUCAUCAUCACCAUCUUCAUGGUAACAGUGCUAUGAGUAGUAAUGAACGUAAUGAUCAACACAGUUCAUCAAAUGCCAGUACAACAUCAACACCGACUUCAUCUGCAGCUAGUCCUGGUGUCAGUAUUCCGGCAUAUUAUCCAGGGCCACCGGGGGUGCAACCACAAGGUUUAUUAGCACCACAAAUUAGUCAGUACUCAACUGGUUAUCCAUCACCAGCCGCACCUGGUAGUAAUGAUUUCCGUCGGCCACUUGCUGUAAUCUUCUGACCCGAUAGGGCAUAGCUUUCAUCCAUUGUAAGCAAAUAUCAAUCAUCAUUAUAGAUUAAUAAUUAUUAUUAUUAUUAUUACUAUACAAUUAUAAUUAAUUAAUUAUUAAUUACUACUAUUAGGCAUAUUAAUGCCUAUCUUAUACAUAACUUGUUAAAAAGUAAUUAGUAAUUUUUUAGCUUCAGUGUCAAUUGACAUAUAUUUGAUUUAAAAUUAAUACGCAAUAUUGACCAUUUUCUUUUUUUUAAUAAUAACUGGGCAAAGAUCUUUUAUUUAA
Molecule: messenger RNA, 1937 nt
Organism: Microplitis mediator
Lineage: Eukaryota; Metazoa; Arthropoda; Insecta; Hymenoptera; Braconidae
Product: transcription factor Sox-3-B
Exons: 5
Coding region: 407-1660 (417 amino acids)
Biological process (GO): regulation of DNA-templated transcription; anatomical structure morphogenesis; cell differentiation
Molecular function (GO): DNA-binding transcription factor activity, RNA polymerase II-specific; RNA polymerase II cis-regulatory region sequence-specific DNA binding
Source: RefSeq, a predicted model, not a curated record